UUUUAAAUUCUAUUAUAAAGCUUUAAAUAGAAUUAUAAAAAUACAAUUUUAUUAAAAAUAUAGAAAAAUAAUUUAUAAUUCUUGUAUGUGUCUGAAUAAUCGUCGCUUCUGAUGUCGAAACAGAAACGCAAAUGAAAAUAUGUGUUUAUAUUUAUAAGAUAGUCGAAUAGGUAUAUAUAUGUUGAAAAUCGCUAACCUUCCCAUCAUUUGAUCGUUGUCAGUCCAUACGUACACGUUCUUAAAUAAAUACGUGAUCUACAGCACAUUAGUUUUCACAUAAAUAAAAAUCAACUUUUGAAUCUAUUUUAGAAAAGAAGACUAACAUAAUACCUGGAAGCACGCUAGAAAAACAUAAACGUAUUCUGCAAUAAAAUACAAUUCUAGAAAAACAAAAAAGCACAAGAAGAAAUAUUCUUGCUCUUAAAACAACUUGCAGAAAUCGAAUAAAAACCAUUAUUACUGAGAGACGCAACAGCCAUUGUUUAAUAUUAUAAGAAUCGCAAAUUUUAAUCCAUAGAGAUGACAUCCCAAUCUUCGAUGAGUUCCCCGUCGUCAAAAAAGAGAAAGUUGUUAGAAGACAUAGGUGACAAUGUUUUCGGUAGAUCUGAGAAAUCAUUACUUCUGAAACAUCUAGAAAAUAUUUCAGAAUAUAUAUAUUGCACUUGCGUGGAGUGCUUACAGGAAGAAGCGCUACAUCUAGGUUACCAAUUAGCCCGUGAUUUAAAUAAAAUUUAUUCAAUAAAGUGCGAUGAACACAGAACGUUAUAUCCAAGCACAGAAUACUUUAGAAAAAAUUUUAUGAGAGAUCAGCUUUUAACGUCAUCAUUCGUGCGUAAGAAGUGCCGAGUAAAUAUUGAAUAUAGGGGAAUGUGUCACGUUUUAACGACAAACGACAAACAUUUGUUACUUGAAUAUAUGGAAAAUGACGAAAAAUUAUAUUGCCAUUGUGUGGAUUGCGUAAAACAGAAAAUAUCAUUUCUAGCUUACCAAUUGGCCCGUAAGUUACACAGAGAUUACAAUAUAAUGUGGGAUACAUAUGGGAAGGCGGACCCAGUCUGGAUAGAAAAUUUCGCUGUACAAUUCAGAAUUGGACUUUACUUUAAAUCUCCUAAUGAAUGCAAAGCAUUUAUUGAAACGUCAACUUCCGAACAAGAGCCAGAAAUAUUGACAUUCGCGCAGGAAAAAGAUGUACUGAAAGAAGUACAAAUACAGGGAACUCGCAAAAAUUGUAAAUGCCAAACGUGCUCAAUCAAAGAAGUGGAGUUUAAACUUUAUCAGACGGUCAAAAGUUCCGGCAAGUCAUAUCCAACUUUGUGGGACAAAGAGAAGAAAGUGAAUUAUAUCUGGAUGGAAAACUUCAAAGACAGACACGCCAUUGAAAUUGCAGAAAUAUUCUUGGAUGAUUGUAAUUGCAAAUAUGUAGUUCCUCGGACACCAACUUGCUUAACAUUGCAAGACGAACGAUGGUUACUGUUGCAAAUAGAUUCAAGUUCAAAAACUAGAUUUGAUUGCAAAUGCCGUUCGUGCGUAAUGAAAGAAGUGACAUAUCUGACUUACGAAUUUGUCUGCGAAUACAGCAAACCGUAUCCAGGAAUAUGGAACAUACAUCAACAUGCGGAUUCUGAGUGGUUAGAAAGAUUCAAAAUUAGGCAGAAUUGUGUAAUUUCAAAUUGUAACUUUGCAGAACAAUGUCAAGGAAAAGAAAUUUUAAUUCAGUCAGUAACAACAAGCGAACCAUUCGUAUCUGGUGAUAUACCUGUAACAGUUUUUACAUUGGAAGAAGAGAAAUGGUUGCUAUUAAAUGAGCUUCCAAAACAGGAACUCUCUUGCAAAUGUAGAAGCUGCGCAAUAGAAGAAUUACCACAUCUAAUUUCUAGAUAUUCCCGUGAUUUUAUGAGAUCACGUCCCUCCUUGACUACAUGGGACUACGAACUUCGAAUGACGAGUUCUGAAUGGAUAGAAGAAUUCGUAAAAAGGCAUUACGAUAUAAUGUCACAGUUCCCAUAUAUUUGUACAUCCCAUACAUUUGUGAAUAAUUUUGAAGCUGUAUAGAAAGGGGACUUAUAGAUUUAUUAUAAUAUUAAGUUAUAUUUUUAUUAGAAAUAUUAUAGAUUUUUAUAUCACUAUUCCUUAUUACUAAUAUAUUAAUUAAUAGUACGUAAUAUAUACUAGUUUCUAUUUUCUAUCGCAAAAUUCUUUCUUUACAUUAAUUUAAAUUUAAUU
Monomorium pharaonis (pharaoh ant) is the source of this 2223-nucleotide messenger RNA. RefSeq lists its product as uncharacterized. Bases 520 to 2052 code for a protein of 510 amino acids. The record is from RefSeq and is a predicted model, not a curated record. The transcript is spliced from 2 exons. Lineage: Eukaryota; Metazoa; Arthropoda; Insecta; Hymenoptera; Formicidae.